ACUAAAAACUUGUAAAAGUUAGAAGUUAUAACUCCACAAUGAAUGUAUUACAUUUACAGACAACAUGUAAGAGUUAAAAGUCACGAUUAGUCCACAAUACACAUAUUGCCUCACAGACAACAUUUCAAACUUAAAUCUGACUGCAAUGCUGACAUAGAUAUAAGACCUUAUCAUUCACAGACCUAGAAUGAUAAGAUAUUUCCGUGCCCUUAACCUAAUCUAACUAAUCUAGAAAGGGUUGAAACUUCUUAUCAUAUAAUGUGAUCUCUUUUAAAAGCUUUUGAGAUGCGAAUUAACAACGUAUUUAGAUGUUUUUUGCUGUAUUUCUUCGCCAUGUUUACUGCUCUGCUCAUUCUGGUGUUGGUAUUAGGAUAUGACGAGCAGCAAAGUCUUGUCGUGAAACAUUAUCAACCCUUUAAAGAACCAGAAAGAGAUUUGGAAACAAAUGGGAACUCGAAUAGAAAGAAAGAAAUAACAGACACGAUAAAAUCAGAAGUCACAACAAAACACAGAGAACCAGAAAAGACAGGAACCAGAGAACCAGAUAUCACAGACAAUAAGAUGUCAGACACGACAGACGACAUCAAACCGGAAAUCACAGACCCCAUCAUACUGUGGUGGACGGACGGCAACGAUCAGCCAGAUGUUUACAGGGAAUGGGGAGGUGAUAGAUGCCUUAUCACCGGAAACAGAAAUCACACUAGUAAUCCGCUCACCAAGGUCUUCAUGUUUUAUGGGACAACUUUCGAAUAUCAUGACUUACCAUUGCCCAGAAAACCGCAUCAUGAGUGGGCAUUGAUACAUGACGAAUCUCCAAAGAACAACUUUCUCUUUUCGUUUGAGGAAGUGAUGACUUUGUUCAAUCAUACCAGCACGUUUCGACGAGAAUCCGACUACCCGCUCGUCAUGCAGUUGUUAGAGAGCAGCGAAUGGCUCUCCAGUACAAAACACCUACUGUCCGUGAAAGAGAAAAGACAGCAUGCUCAAAGGCUGAACUUAGCCCCUGUGAUUUUUACGAACAGUGACUGUACGACAGCCUCGGACAGAGAUGGGUACAUAACAAAACUGAUGAAACACAUUCAAGUCGACUCCUAUGGAUUAUGUCUACAUAACAGAGAUUUACCAGAACACUUACGGGAUCCAUUAGGUGGGAUGUUUCACAAGGAGUUUUACGAACUUAUUGCAAAGUAUAAGUUUGCAAUCGCUUUCGAGAACGGCAUUUGUGUGGACUAUGUGACGGAAAAAUUCUGGAGACCACUUCAUGUCGGAACGAUACCUAUCGUAAUGGGGUCACCAAAAAUCAAAGAAUUAAUCCCAUCCAAUAAAUCGGCCAUUAUUGUGGAUGAUUACGAUCGCGUGAAAGACCUUGCUCAGUAUCUAAAACACCUUGACCAAAAUGACGAAGAAUAUGAAAAAUAUUUCGAAUGGAAGGAAACAGGAAUAAGUAACCAGUAUUUAUUGAAGCUGCUAAAAGAACGGGAGUGGGUUUCUGAUUAUUUUUACUCGAGUGAUCCCGAGGCUAUAAAUUUUUACGAGGGUUUUGAACGUUUUGUCUGCAGACGAAUCCACGAAAAUAUAAGGAGGGAGACAGAAGGAAAGGCAAAAUUAAAAUUUCAAGCGAAUGUAGAACAUUAUGGAUGUCCUGCGCCAGUUAUGGUGGACGAUAACGGCCGUAGAACGUUGCAAAGUGACACAUUGACCGAGAGCUAUACUAUGAACAAGUAUAUAGCGAAAGUCCUAAGACAUCAUAUAGAUCUAAACUUAACAGUCGAUCGUCACAGUAUUCUCAGAGCAGUGGAGCAAAUUAGACACGUCGACAGCAAAGCUGAUGUAAGGUGAUCACGCUUCAAGUAUCUCAAAAAGUACUCGUGACAAACUGUUAUUGUGAUUUAAAUUGUUUAUUUGUGUAUAUUUCAUUGUGUAAUUAAAGUUCAUGUUGCGGAAGUCUCAAACAUUUUGCUUUUCUAUAGACUUUAUAACAUAUAUUUCUAUAAUGUGACGCUUACCAGAUUCCUAGCUUUCCAUACAUGCAUGUACAGAACUAAUGACUAUCUCAAAACAAUUUUAAUUUAGUUGAGUAAAAUCUGACAGAUUCGAACAUUUUGAACAUUCUUGUGAGUUUACUUCUUGAUACAAUAUUUUGACUGUCAUCUGUUUACUCUGAGAAUAUUAUAUGCAUAUAGCAUAUAUGGUGUGCAAUUCUUCGUAUAAUCGCUAGCUGUGGUCACACACAAUGCAUUACCUAAGUAUGUAUGCAUCAAAUCAUUAUUAUGGAACGUAAUUAUUAUAACAUUUAUGUUUAAAGCGUAUAUAUGUUAUUUACCCUAUUGGGGACCUCGCAGAACUUUACCCCGUUGGGGGCCUCAAGUUUGGUAGCCAAUCACUGGCUUGGAUAGGCACACGAUAGCUUGUGUUUUGCACACGUUAGCCU
This is a messenger RNA of Ostrea edulis (European flat oyster), 2431 nucleotides long. Its product is annotated as alpha-(1,3)-fucosyltransferase 10-like. Bases 286 to 1839 code for a protein of 517 amino acids. Gene Ontology annotation, cellular component: membrane. The record is from RefSeq and is a predicted model, not a curated record. Lineage: Eukaryota; Metazoa; Mollusca; Bivalvia; Ostreida; Ostreidae. The transcript is spliced from 6 exons. Gene Ontology annotation, molecular function: alpha-(1->3)-fucosyltransferase activity.